AUGCAUAGACUGUUUAGAGCCCUUUCCACCGGACUUUCCGCUACUGGCCGUGACAGGUAAGUCGUUUUUUGGGCACGGACUCGUGGUAUUGUCCCCAAAAAAGAGCUGGCCAUUGUCCGUUUGCAAAGUGUUGGCCAUCAGCCCACUGUCCAAGAAACUCUACGUUCCGGGUCAGCACCGGAUUCCACGGGGAUGAGGCCUCCGGUGUCUUCAGAAUCCCUCAAAAGAACCUCCGAUUCGGAUGUGGUGGCACGUUGGAACAUCCCCAUGAGUGAUACCGUGUAUCAGAUCGAGUUUGAGCAUGGAACAACCACCGGGAAGAGGAUCGUCAGAGUGAAUGGACGGGUACGGAACUUGAUUCGGACUCAGCCUCAGUUCAGGAGGUCGUCAGACACGACUGGCUGUUCAAGUUGGUGGGACGUGAGGUCUUUGAGAUCAACGGAGUCCGGUGUGUAAUCAACAUUGAAGCCAUUGGGAUCUUUGCCUAUGAGUACAGCAUCACUGUCAAUGGGAAAACUUAUGAGAAAUUCAAGGAGGAACAAAACAAAUCCCUCAAAAUGUGGCAUGUUCGGCUUAACGAGAAUGAUAUCCGUGUCGUUCUAGGUGAGUUAACAAGUUAAGCACACUGUUUCGAUUUAGAAAAAGAUUCGAUGGAGGUCUGGGUGAAUGGAGACAAAGUGAACACCACUGUAAGUCCGUGUUCAGAUUCUCUUGGCAUCCAAUUACUGCUUCAAAAAUCUCAUUUCCGUUGUUUUUUAAUUAGAUUCAAAAACGCUUAUAAGUGUUCUUGCAGGGAAUAUUCGUGGAUGAUGGGACCGAAACUCACUUUGAGAUUGGUUCAAACGUUGCUUUCAUAAAGACCGAAAGUAGUGGAAGGAGAGCCAAGGGAAUUGUAUACAAGCUCUACGUAAAUGGGGAUCUCAUUGAAGCAAUAAAUUGA
Molecule: messenger RNA, 940 nt
Organism: Bursaphelenchus xylophilus (pine wood nematode)
Lineage: Eukaryota; Metazoa; Nematoda; Chromadorea; Rhabditida; Aphelenchoididae
Source: the annotation of a GenBank genome assembly